AUUGGUUAAUAAAAAGCAGGUUUUUUGGUGUACCAGUAGUCAGGGUGGCCCCACUCUCACUUCAAAUGAACUGCCACUUUGAGGCUAUUGUGCACCACUGCACCAUCAACUGGCUCUCUGGUUAUUAAAGGGUCAGUGAAAAGAGAUGAAGUGGAAAGACAUUAAAGGAUUAGAACAUAACUAAUGCACUGCAGGAUUACAGAUGCAAAAGGGGUAGGGACAGAGGUAGAGAUAAACAGAGAAAGGGAAAGAGGCAGAUAAAAACAGAGAUACAGAGUAAAAGGCCUGGUGUUUGGAAGAGAUUGUGAAUCACAUAUUCACAAGUUUCUAGUUUGUAAUUGAAAUUCUUUAAAGAUCAACGGUACAAUUUGUCAAAGGCUCCAGCACAUUGGAUCCUACAUGGCGCACUCAGGUGGAGGCAAUCUCGCAGCAAUGAAUGUAGAGAGGAUUAUCCAAUGCAUCAGAGAGGGCGAUCACAAAGGACUGAAGGCAGAGCUACUGCAAUUUAAUAGAGAGUAUGCACAGUGCUUCUUCUAUGAUAUGGAGGAGAAGGAGAGACGAAAAAGGCAGGAGCUGGAAGAGUUCCGAAAGAAUAAAGUGCGAGAGUACGUGUCAGAUUCUGAUUCAGACUACGACGACGAAUCUGGUAACCCAGACACGCUUUUAAGACAGGCUCUGGCUACAGGUUUGAUCAGGUUCCUCCAGACUCAACCACAAGGGUGUGUACUGAGAGUAUGUCUGCGAUCCUUACGUAUUCUCUCUAGGGACAAAAAGGUUUUGGGACCUCUAAUCACAGACAGAGCGGUCCUCACUCUUGCCAAACUGGGUGGCAUCAGCAAUGCACCCAUUCCUGGAGAUGACCUUGAUAAUGAUGUUGACUCCUAUAGUGAUGUCAUUGUAGCUAUUUCUGAAAUCCAGUCAAGUCGGCCAAAUGAUGAUGAUGACAGUGGUGGUGAUGAAGAUGAUGGUUCUGGUGCUGUAACCAGUGAGCUCCAGAGUUAUGCAAACGAUGCAAGUGAUUGGCUUGGAGAGCGCAAGGCAAGCACAUUUUCUAACAUAAGCCUUGGAGCUCCUCGGAGGAGGAGCAGUGUUUUCAAAGCUCUCACACCUGGUAAAAGGGACAGUAGAGGAAGUGUGGGUGGAGGGGAGGAAGAGGAGGAGGAGAAUGGUGGAAAAGAUGAUGAAGAAGUAAGCAGGAAGGAGGUCAUGAAAAUCCUCUGUAACAUUGUUUACAAUAGUGCUUGGGCACAGGAGAGAGCCAGCGAACUUAGUCUACUAAGUGGUCUGACCGAAAAACUGAACGAGGAGUUUGAAACGGCAUCUUCUCCUUGUGGCCAAUUUUAUGAACUUCGGUUCAUGUUUUUACUGACAGCACUGAGACCUGAACUCAGAGCACAACUCAAACAAGAGGGAGGAGUGUCUCUGUUGACCACAGUGCUGGAACGAUGUUUAUCAGUACAGUGGAAGGAACAGUAUGAGGUUGUGCUGGAUCCUACAGUGCCACUUACAAGUGUUGAAGACUCAAAGAAAGCUCAAGAGGCCCUCAAGAUCCUUUUUAAUAUCACACACUGCACACACUCUCAAAAACCUGAGGAGGGAGAUGCUUCUCUCUAUCGCCACCUGGCAGCAGUUUUGCAUCACUGCCUGAUGGUGACCUGUGAGGAGGAGGAAGCUUCCGAUGAGCUCAAGGGACAUGCAGCUAAUAUGCUGUCUGCUCUUCCACUGAGUUGUCUAGAUGUUCUUGUGUCGGUGCCUCCAGGUCCACACUCACAGCAGAUGAAUGGAGUCAACAUGGACUGUGUGCACAACUUGCUCAUGUACAUGGAGAGAAAACUGGAGCAGGGUGAGAAGGUCAAAGAAAGACUGACCCCCGUGCUAAAUUUGCUGACAGAAUGCUCCAGAGCUCACAGAGAAACAAGGCGCUACCUUAGACAACAGAUUCUGCCUCCAUUGAGAGAUGCCCGUACUAGACCUGAAGAGGGCAGCACGAUGAGGAAUCGUCUGGUUAGACUGAUGACCCACCUGGACACUGAGCUCAAGCACUGCGCUGCUCAUCUGCUUUUCGUGCUGUGCAAAGAGAAUGUGAGACGUUUUGUGAAGUACGCUGGCUAUGGGAAUGCUGCUGGGCUGUUGGCCACUAGAGGCCUUAUGGGAGGUCAAAGGUCCCAGAACACGUCAUCAGGCACACAGUAUUCCACUGACUCAGACUCCGACACUGAGGAGUAUCGGCAGAUUAAAAACCAGGUGAACCCAGUGACAGGACAAGUGGAAGAGGAGCAGCCUAACCCAACAGAGGGGAUGACAGAGGAAGAGAAAGAGGAAGAGGCUCACCACCUCAUCAGGCUGAUUAACAAGCUCUCAAAGGACAAUGUGAUUCAACCAAUGGGACUGAACAAAGAGGGUCAGCUGGUGCCACUGUCUGUGCUCAGGGACCUCUCAAUGGAAGAGAAGGAUUCUGAGGAAGAAAACGAUGACCUGGAGAAUGUCGAGUAGAAUCAGCAAAGAUGUGAUGAUCAAAACUGACAGGAUCAACAUACAUGUUUUUAAACAAGAAUAUAAAGUCUACAGUGUUUAUCUAUCUAUCUAAGUAUAUUUAACCCUUUCAGAUCCCAACUAUGUUCCAGGGACGAAAAAAUAUGGCUAUGCUUUAUUUCUACUCUAAAUGUAACCAUAAAAUAAAUCUAAAAAUUCUUUGUGAUUUGUGUGGCACCAAAUGACAAAAACCUUUAAAUGACACCAGAGAAAAGCGUGUGUCUGAAAGGGUUAAUUACCCAUAUACUGUAUUGUAAGUAUUUGAUUAGUCCACAAUUUAAAUAAAACUAUAGCAUUUGUAAUGAAGAAACUAUUAACCUAAACACAUUUAGAAAUUUAAAUUACAAAUUUAACAGUAGUAAAAAUCAAAAGUUUAGUUUUAGAUUUGCUCUAAUAGAUUUACUGUAAUGAAUCUGUAAAAUUUCAUAAUAACAGUUAGUGUUACUACAGUAAGAAAUAUAACUUUUAGUAAGGGUGACGAUGUGUAGUUUGAAAAGUCCUGUAAAUCAAGCAUAGUGAUAGUUCAGGCAGACCACGAAAGGUACAGGCCACCGAUACACCAUCUCCAAUCCCAGUUAUUUAUCCAUCAAGGGCAGUCUAUAAAUAUUCUUCACAGCUUCUCUUCAGCCUAACCAAGCACUCGCCGCCAAACCCACCUCCACCCCAAAUCCUCCUUCCUCAUUUAGUCCAUCGUCCAGCUGGUUUAGUCAUAGCCGGACUUGUUGUUCUUGUGCACCCUCCUGUCCUGUGCUUUGUGUUGCAUAUUCAGAAGACAUGCCCAGGCCCAACAUCACUCCCCCACCCCCAUAUCAGAACCAUACCACCAAAUUAUUUUAAUCAACAUUCAAUAAACUGUUUUUUUGUCGAAGUGUUCUUGGCUGAUUUGAUUCUGAUGCAUGGCAUCUCCACUUUCCUUGUCAGUGAUGUUUAUAACGUCAAGGCUGUCUAGCCCUUUGAGAUAUUCAACUUCCUCUAAAGUGCUGUAAUGUAGAGCAAUCUGUGUAGAAUUCAAAUGGGUUGCACAAGUUUUCUGCUCUGUGCUAUCCUAUCUCUAGAGCACGCUGUGUGCUGCGGUGGUUCGAACAAAACCAUGCUACACUCGCCCCGCGCAGAUGCAUGUGUCAGGUGAGAAGCAUAUUUAGUGCUUAUAAAGCGCUGAACAAGAGAUGAAUAUAA
Myxocyprinus asiaticus (Chinese sucker) is the source of this 3708-nucleotide messenger RNA. Its product is annotated as synembryn-A-like. Gene Ontology annotation, cellular component: cytoplasm; plasma membrane. The record is from RefSeq and is a predicted model, not a curated record. Bases 400 to 2493 code for a protein of 697 amino acids. The transcript is spliced from 14 exons. Gene Ontology annotation, biological process: G protein-coupled receptor signaling pathway. Gene Ontology annotation, molecular function: guanyl-nucleotide exchange factor activity; G-protein alpha-subunit binding. NCBI's taxonomy places the organism in Eukaryota, Metazoa, Chordata, Actinopteri, Cypriniformes, Catostomidae.